UUAUUGAUUGUUUUCCCUUCCUUAGCAGAAAUGGGAAAGAAUCUUAAUGAGGCCAUGAAGAUGCUGGAAGACAAUCAAAGAAAAAUUGAGGAAGAAAAUGAAAAGAAGUAUGUAAGGAACGAUAUUCCUGGACCACUCCAAGGGAGUGGGCAAGAUAUGGUGAGCAUUCUCCAAUUAGUACAGAACCUCAUGCAUGGAGAGGAGGAAGAUGAGUCAUCACAGUCUUACCGACUUCAGAAUGUUGGAGAACAAGGUCACAUGGCUUUACUGGGACAUAGUCUGGCAGCUUAUAUUUCAGUGCUGAACAGGGAAAGGCUGAGAAAUCUUACAACUAGAAUCCUUUCGGACACCACUCUGUGGCUUUGCAGACUCUUCAGGUAUGAAAAUGGGUCAGCUUAUUACCAUGAAGAUGAUCGUGAAGGUCUCUUAAAAGUCUGUAGGCUUGUUAUUCACUCUUGCUACGAAGACUACACAGUAGAAGGAUUCAAUGUGUUAUAUAAUAAGCAGCCUGUUAUAUACAUUAGUUCUGCAGCCAGAACAGGCUUGGGCCAAACUCUCUGCAAUCAGCUUGGGUUGCCCCUUUCAUGCAUGUGCCGCGUGCCUUGUAACACCAUGUUUGGAUCCCAACAUCAGAUGGAUGUUGCUUUAUUGGACAGACUAAUUAAAGAUGAUAUUAACUCUGGAAAGCUGCCACUAUUACUAGUGGCGAAUGCUGGUACACCAGGAGCAGGUCAUACGGACAAGCUUGGGCGACUGAAAGAACUUUGUGAGCAGUAUAAGAUGUGGCUACAUGUAGAAGGAGUGAAUUUGGCAACUUUGGCUUUAGGUUAUGUCUCCUCUUCAGUACUGGCUGCAACAAAAUGUGACAGCAUGACUCUUACUCUGGGUUCCUGGCUGGGUCUCCCAGCAGUACCUGCAGUGACACUCUACAGACACGAGGAUCCUUCUUUGUCCUUAGCUGCAGGCCUGACAUCAAGUCAGCCAGUAGAGAAACUCCGUGCCCUGCCCCUGUGGCUAUCCUUGCAGUACCUGGGACAUGAUGGGAUUGUAGAGAGAAUAAAGCAUGCGUCUCAGCUGAGUCAGAGGUUGCUGGAAAACUUGAAGAACAUGGAUUUCAUUAAAACUUCGGUUGAAGAUGAAUUUAGCUCUCCUGUAGUGGUAUUCAAGUUUUCCCCAGAACUUCCAAAUAUAGAUCAGAUGCUACAUGCUGGACCGGCAUCUAUAAUUCAACACCCUAUAACCAGCAAUGAGAGACAUAUUUGUGACACCUUCAAUCAGUGGCUAGGUGAACAGUUGGCACAGUUAGUGCCUGCCAGUGGAGUUGAUGUGGUAGAACUAGAAGAUGAAGGCACAUGUGUACGGUUUAGCCCAUUAAUGACUUCUGCAGUUUUAGGAACUGAAGUACAAGAUGUAGAUCAGUUGGUGGACUGCUUGAAAAUGAAGAUAUCAAUACUGACAUGCACACUGCAGCUAAGAGAGGAAUUUGAGCAAGAAGUGAAAAGAACAGUAGGCUUGUCAUAUAUUGAAGACCUCAGCUGGCCAGGACUAGGUGUUGUAAGGUAUGAGUAUAACAGUGAUGGGAAGAAUGAUGACAAACAAGAGAAAGAAGCAGAGAAAAUUAACACUGGACUUUUGAAAAAAUUAAAUGAACUGGAAUCGGAUCUCACUUUUUCUUUGGGCCCGGAAUUUGGAGGGGAGAAGAACUGUGUAUAUAUCGGCACGGUAACUGAAGAUCUGGAUGUGUCCGAGCUGGUAGAAACUAUUGCAGCAACAGGCAGAGAAAUUGAAGAAAAUUCUAGACUGCUGGAAAACAUGACUGAAGUCGUUAGAAAGGGGAUACAGGAAGCGCAGGUUCAGCUUCAGAAAGCAAAUGAAGAAAGACUUCUUGAAGAGGGCCUGCUACGACAGAUUCCUGUAGUUGGCUCUGUGCUGAACUGGUUUUCUCCAUUUCAAGCAUCACCAAAGGGAAGAACAUUUAACUUAACAGCAGGCUCUCUAGAGUCCACAGAACCCACAUAUGUAUCAAAAGCGCAGGGGACUGGGACUACCCCACCCCCGACUCCGACUCCCAAUCGCAUUAAACAAAGACUUCCUGGUCAAAAGCUUUUUAAAAGAUCUUUAAGAAGCUCUGAUGGAUUUAGUGAGACCAGUUCAGUUAGUCAUACUGAUGACUUGGAAAAGAUGGAGCAACUCUCCCAUUCUGUGUCUACUGUACAAGAGCAAGGGACUGUGGAGACAGAGAAAGCGGAGCAGCAGAAUGAGAUCGUACAGGUAACAAAUGACAAAACUGAAGACCUGCAAAGUGACAAAUCACAACGAUCAGGAAAUGACUGCACUAAAGUAGAGGAACAAGAAAGUCUAAGAUAAAAUCCAGAUUUUGUGAAUGAAGACUUUGUAUAAUAACCACAUUCCCUGUACGGCAGGGAAAUUUAUGAUGUAUUCAAAAUGUGAACAGUGCCACACGUUAGUACAGUAACUACUACUGUAAUUCACAGUUAACAGGGAUUUUGCACAAAAGCAAGUUAAAAACAAAGCUUUUUCCCCUAGGGCCAGUUAACUUGUUUUAUUGUACACUUAUGACAAUUGUUUCAACCCUAUAUACAUUCUCUCCAAAGUGAUAUUAAAAUACCUGAUUUAUUUUAAUGGCUUAUAAACAUUUGCCUGAAGGAAUAUUUUUUGGCAAAAGAGUGACAGUUAUUGUAUGAAUCCAGGUGGCAUUAUAGCGCUUAAUGAGUUGAUCAUACAUUUGAAUUAAGGUUAAGCAUGCACCUGGUGAUAUUUGUAAAGUGGGCCUAAUUUAAAAAUAUUCAAUAAACCUGCCAGUUGCUCACCUUUAUAUUUUAAAUCAGUUUAAUCUUAAAAAAACAAAAGCACAAUAAUGUAGGUAGUCAUGCUAGCUGUAGUGCACAUCAUCUCAUUGCUUUUUUAAUCCCUAAUGUUCAUUAGAAAUCCAUUGCCUCUUACUAAAAAGGUCGUCAAGCAGUUGCGGUGCAAUGAAUGACAGGGAUGUACACGUGUGUAUAUUAUGAAUAUGUAAAUACUACUUUGCCAUCAACUUUUUUUUUUUUUUUUGCUGUUGUAUGAAUUGGCCCACUUGUUAAGCUCCUUAAUCUUACAGGGCUUCUGUUAACCCUUUUAGAAAGUAAUAGUGCCUCUGCAUGACACAGAUCUAUCCUUAUUUACUGCUGCACACCCUCUAUAACCAGGUCCUAUGAACAGAGUUACUGGACUCUUUUUGGUUAUGUAUUUUUAAAGAUACUUGUUACUAAAGCUUGAAAAAGUCA
Molecule: messenger RNA, 3284 nt
Organism: Terrapene triunguis (Three-toed box turtle)
Lineage: Eukaryota; Metazoa; Chordata; Testudines; Emydidae
Gene: PDXDC1
Product: pyridoxal dependent decarboxylase domain containing 1
Exons: 22
Coding region: 31-2367 (778 amino acids)
Biological process (GO): carboxylic acid metabolic process
Cellular component (GO): intracellular membrane-bounded organelle
Molecular function (GO): pyridoxal phosphate binding; carbon-carbon lyase activity
Source: RefSeq, a predicted model, not a curated record